AUGUCAAAGUUAUCGCCGGUGUCGUUGAAUCGGAGGCAGCCCUUGUUGGAAGAACGUCCGGAGACGACGACGACGCUAGUUAGAAGAGAUAAGCGUCGGGUGGUAGGGGAGGUAAUCGGCGGGACUGCGGCUAAUUGCGCGGCGAUCUGGUGUUGUUGCCCUUGCAUCACUGUCAAUCUUCUGCUACUCGCCGUCUAUAAGGUCCCCUCAGCGAUUGUACGUAAAGCGUGGAGGAAACAACAACGCCGGCGAAUGCUUGGUAGUAAUAAUAAUUCUCUCCUCCUCCUGCAGCAGCAACAGCAACAAAACCAACAACAUAAUAUCCGUGGGGGGCGAUCGAGUAUGGAGAUCUUGGAAUCCAGCAUCAAGAAUCAAACAACCGGAGAAGAUGAAUCAAUUGAGGAGGAAUUAGAUGAAUUUGAUAGAGAAAUGUGGGGACAAUUCUACGGCACCGGCUUUUGGAGAAGUCCUUCACAGAGGGAGAUUUAG
This is a messenger RNA of Impatiens glandulifera, 489 nucleotides long. RefSeq lists its product as uncharacterized. Bases 1 to 489 code for a protein of 162 amino acids. The transcript has a single exon. The record is from RefSeq and is a predicted model, not a curated record. Lineage: Eukaryota; Viridiplantae; Streptophyta; Magnoliopsida; Ericales; Balsaminaceae.